Messenger RNA from Physcomitrium patens, 1930 nucleotides. Lineage: Eukaryota; Viridiplantae; Streptophyta; Bryopsida; Funariales; Funariaceae. The record is from RefSeq and is a predicted model, not a curated record.
UGACCUCAAUGAUCUGUUGCGCCAUUGCCUCCAUCAUCCCAACCCUAAAUUAUGCUGUUCGGAGGAAUCAAAGCAAUCCUAAUCUACUGUUUCCUUAGAGAAUCGGAUCAGAUGUGCCCUGACAAAAUACUGUUUUUUCCAAUCUACCCAACAUCCCACCUGUACAAAAUUGGCAAAGGAUCAACUUUCCACGGAAGAAUGUGCAUAAUUGGAGGUGCAAUCAGUAGAACGACGCUGUAUGUUCUCGCGUCUGAUCGAAGUGUGACGAAAUUAGGCUUCGAAUGUCUCUACUACCUGUUGAAGAUAUGCUUGUGACACUCAUGGGUGGCGGCUAAAUUGGGCUGUUAAUAUUUAAUUCGGUACCCACAAAUUCUUCUCCUCAUUCCACAACGUAGAUAGAAUAAUCGCGUCGUUGAGAGAUACCGUAGGUUUUUGUUUGGUUUGCUUGCUUACUGUUCCAUCCAAAUCGGUCGAAUCCGCAGUUGGAAGGCUCUGUGGGUGCAGUUGACGUGAGGAUCAACUGAAGGGAUCUGUAACUGAAUGGUCGGUAUGAUUUCUAAAACGCGGAAUUGACGAUCGUGCCUGAGUCUGUAGAGGAAGUGAUGUGACGUAGUCAUGGCGGAGGAGCCACCGUCGCAGGGCGAGGUGAAGGAAGGGAAGUCAGUCGCAGGAGUACAGGGUAAGGGAUUAGAAUACUGUGAAGUGCUGUCGGAGGAGCAGUUGGCAGGCUUUUACGAGAAAGCUGCCAUCGGCAAUGCAGCAGCAAACAAGUUUCUGGCACUUGAAGUUCUCAAAUUGCCAAACUUCACGUACGAGGGAAAGACUGCGUGUGUACUUGACUACUUUGUUGGCGUCCUGAUGUUUGCGCAGGAGGAGCAUUUUCGCCCAGCGCAGACAUUGCUUGUGUAUCAGUUGGCAAUGGAAGUACUCGAGAAAAUCAAAAAGGGUGCAAGCAUGAAGAAGAUCGAGAAGAUAUUCAAGAGCAUGAUAUUUAGCUGGAGUGUGAAGGUGAAAAGCACCGCCCAUGUGGCGGUCCUCACAACAAUUGAGUUGCAAAAGAUAGUUCCGUUCUUCAUGGAGACAGUAUUUCAGCAUCACAGAUUGUACAGAAACCUCUUCAACCGAGAAUCUCUACAGUGGCGGUAUUGUGAAGAAGUGUAUAUCAACACUCCUCCAGACGACAAAUUCUUAAAACCGCUCAAGCAGUUCAAUACCAUCGAGGAAAUCAACUUGGAUCGGGAAUCGAAAGAAUUACACUGCAAAGAACUGGUCCAGGGAGGAGCCGAAAGACAGGUCCCUGAAGCUGAAGCUCAAUCGUGGCGAGACAAGACUUCGGAGCCGAAACGACCACCCAACAACCUGGAUGAGUACAUCGAUUUCAGGAUCCGGGACACAGUGGAACAAGUGACACUAGUCAUGCAGGAGCAAUAUGAAGCACGCAAGAGUGUUCUCUACAAUAGAAUCGACUCGCUCCGGUCGAUGUCGAAGUGAGAAAUAUCACCAAUACUGGUGAGCUUACCAUAGCCUUUCUCUAGAUGCUCCGGUGAUCUUUGACAUCUGAGCUUCGACGUCUCAUUGCCUGAUGCGGCGCUGCUUCACAAGCAGGCUGUGAUUAGACCACUUCAGCUUAUGGGCCAGCUUAAAUAGGCAAUCUAAUUGAUAAAGUCAGCAUUUAUGAAUUACACAUUGAUGAAUGGCUUUAUCUUUACUCACAGAUUUGUCCUUCUGGAACAGACACAUGUUUUAUGUGCACAUUUGUUUUGUGUCCGUUCAUCAGUUUACUGUUAAAUGUGAGGGAUUCUUUAUGUGUUCAAUGUAUGUGUACACAAAAUUGCAGCAGCCACUUUGUAUAGUGAUUGAUGCUUUCAAUGACUUGAAUUGUGUAGGGAUUUCUUUAUAUUUUUGAUGCAAUAAAAUUGUUAAGUGAUUA